AUGCAUUUGCUUAAUGGAAUAAUGUUUAAUUAUAGAAUCAAUUGGUCCUUUUUGCUAACUUUGCUCAGCUGUUCUCUGGUAACUAUAUUCAUAUAUAGAUAUGUGACUGGAGAGGUUUUAGUUCCUUAUAAAUUACGAAUAUUUUUUAGUAAAAAUAGUAAUCGUGUCAGAAGUGCUAAUAGUAGAAUUUCUACGAAUAGAAGUAACAAUGCUAGUAAUUAUCAUCUUAUCAGUCCUUCACUUCAUCCCAACAAAUGGACAAAACUAAUGUUUCUUUCCAAAAUGACCUUGGCUCCAAACACAUCAUUGUAUAAAUUCAAACUGAAACAUAGAAAUGAAAAACUAAAUAUUCCGACAAGUCAUUAUGUUGCAGUUAGAGUCAUAUUAAAUGGUAAAGAGGAGAUUAGAAACUAUACCCCAAUACAUACAAAUGAAAAUGUUGGUUGUUUGGACCUCAUAGUUAAAACAUAUACACUUGGUAAUGUCUCCAAAUAUUUCACCACUUUGAAACCUGGAGAUUAUUUGGAGUUUAAGGGACCUAUGGGUGAGUUUGUAUAUGAAGAUGUUCAAACUACACAACUAGGAUUAAUUGCAGGUGGAUCAGGUAUCACACCUAUUUUGGAAGUAUUGAAUGAAUACAUGUCUAAUCCUGACAAACUGGAGAAAGUUUGUUUAAUUUAUGCUAAUGAGACUGUUCACGAUAUUUUAUUAAAAGAAGAAUUAGAUUCAAUGAUGUCAAAAUAUCCCCAAUUCCAUGUGUACUAUGUAUUACAUUAUCCACCUUCAAAACAUGAUAUGACUUUAUGUGAUGAAGAAACCUGGUCUGGUGGUAUUGGUUAUAUUACCAAAAGAGAUAUGGAGCAAUAUUUACCUGAGUAUGCUGACGAUCAUCGUUUAUUGAUCUGUGGGCCUCCAGAAAUGACAAAUAUGGUGUUAAAUUAUGCAAGAAGUCUUGGUUGGAAUAGUGGCUUUCAAAAAUCUAAAGGUGAUCAAAAAGUGUUUGUAUUUUAA
Messenger RNA from Arxiozyma heterogenica, 1011 nucleotides. RefSeq names its product cytochrome-b5 reductase (gene AIM33). Gene Ontology annotation, cellular component: plasma membrane; endoplasmic reticulum. The coding region runs from base 1 to 1011 and encodes 336 amino acids. The transcript has a single exon. Gene Ontology annotation, molecular function: oxidoreductase activity. NCBI's taxonomy places the organism in Eukaryota, Fungi, Ascomycota, Saccharomycetes, Saccharomycetales, Saccharomycetaceae. The record is from RefSeq and is a predicted model, not a curated record.